Molecule: messenger RNA, 2132 nt
Organism: Cotesia glomerata
Lineage: Eukaryota; Metazoa; Arthropoda; Insecta; Hymenoptera; Braconidae
Exons: 2
Coding region: 646-1041 (131 amino acids)
Source: RefSeq, a predicted model, not a curated record
GAUUUAAAAUAUAUGUGAAUUGCAGACUGAUGUAUACACAUUACUAUUACGUGGAGGAGGUAAAGGGAAUGACGACAGAUUAGUAUUGGUAGCAUGUAGGCUGAAAUAAGCAUCUCUACCAUACAGACAACAGAGAAUAUGUACGAACAUCAGCCUGAGGAGCAGAGUGUGUACGUUACCACUAGUGGGGACUAACCAACGCGGGAUCACAAGUAAACAUUCAUGCGCGUCAACCACGCCGUAGUUGAAAGCAAAACACCGACGCAUUACGUUCUAUUCACGUAAAAUUUAUAAUAAAAUACGUUGACGUUUAACUCCAGUCUGUUAAAUACAUUCAAUAAAUAUCAAGUCUUAAUUUCAUCAUUUACACCGUGUUUCAUAACUCGUACUUCAUACCUCAAGAAAUAAUAUGAUUUAUCAGUAAAUUGGAAUUGUAAUAAAGUUCCAUUGAUUUUAUCUUAUUUAAAAAUCUACUUUUUGUGAUAUGACCUAGAGUUCAUUGAAACAUUCAUUUAUUGAGACACUAAGGAUGAGAAUAAUUAUUGUCAGCUGAGCUGAUAAUAAUUUAUGAAUAACUAGUUCUGAAGAUUUAGUUAGUUAAAUAUUAAAUAUCGAGGAUUUAGUAUAAAGGAGCAGAGAGAAAAAAUGGAUCUUGUUUACAUGCCAGAAAUUAUGACCUACGGAUCAUUCAGAGCUCCGACUUUAAGAGACUAUGAGCAACCGUGGAAUAAAAAUUAUUUUCAAUAUGGUAAAUCACCGUCUAAUACCACGACUAGACAACAGCAAGAACAUUUACAGCAGCAAUUACGCGCAAACUCUAAAAAGGAACACUGCCAUUUGUGUAAAGAGAGCAAGAGAAGAUCACUCGGGGCCUAUAUAAAGGGCAAAGGUAGAUCUAUUUCUUGUAACGAGAUACACGAAGAGGUGGAGGAGGAAGAUGAAGAAAUUGAUAAUGCCAGGGACAAUAAAAACCAGUCAUCUGAUACUAAAACUUGCAAGCCAAGCGUUAAAAAUAAUGAAAAAAUUGCCACUAAAUUGUAAAUUAUUAUUAUUAUAAAUAAGCAUUAUUCUAGAUGUAAGAUUUUUUUUAAAGAGAUUUAUGUCUAAGAUUAUUUUUAUAGGACUUGAAUAUUUUCGAUUAAAAAUAUGAGAUGAAGGACAGAAUUUUUAAUGAGAUGUUAAUAAUUAAAUGAAUGAUUAAUUGUUAUUUAUAGAGCGGAAUAUGGAAUUUUGUAAAGAAACUAAGCUUGAUGGUACUUGGGUUUUAUUUUUCGGGUGAAAUUUUUCCACUGAGUUAAUACUUUAUUUUUUAUGCUGUGAAUAUUUUUUUUUUUUUUUUUAUUUUUUUUUAUUAUAUUUAUAUUAUUAUAUUAUGGAAAAGGUAAAUUAUGUUGGGUGUAAGUGGAAUAAUUUUAGUCAUUAGCUUAUCUCGGAUGAUAAUUUAGCGAUUAAAUAGUCUAUUAAAUAAAUAUUUAAUUUAUUUAAGCACAAAUAUUUUGAGUUUUAAUGAAUAAAGAAUAAAUAAGACAAGGUUCAAUUGAAAAUAGCUACGAUAAUUAUAGAUCACGUGAGUUAUUAUAAAUAAAUCUGUACAAGUAUAUCAAUAUGUUUAUAACGAUGUCUAGAAAUAAUUAAGCCGAUAAAUAUUAUUGUUUAUUAAAUUAACGGUAUUUAUACACGGCAUUUUAUAAAUAUGUUUUUUUAUAUAUGAUUGUUUUUUAGACUAUUUUCAUUUGAAAAAGAUAAAAAUGGAUUUAAGAACCUUGUUUACUAUCAAGAAGUUUAAUUACGAUUAUAAAGUUGUUAAAAAUUGUAAAGUUAAGAUAAAAAAAUUGAAAUAUUUUAUAAUCAAAGUAAUUAAAUUUUAGAAUUGUUAUUUAUAAUACUAAUGGUUAAAUAUAAUUAUUGAAUCCAGGCCAGACAGAAUAAUUACAAUUACAGACAAUUGCAUGUAAUUCGGUCAAAAAAUGUUUAAUACAUCAAAGUGUAUGUUUACGUAAAAAUUAUGAUUUAUGGAAAGUGUGAGGUGAUUAUCGGAGAUUACUAAAAUUUCGUAAAUCCUCUGUACUGUUUAUCAGAAGUUUAUUCAUCUUUUUUUUUUUAAUUUUUUUUUUUUUUUUUUUUUUUUUAAG